GGUGAGCUGCUGGAUGAGGGAGCGACAGAGAAGGUGGAGAGCAGUCUCCAGACGGUACAGACAUAGCGGGCUCCAGGGCUGCGCGUCUUCUCGACCCGUCGUGUACCUCUUCAUGAGGUUCACUGCACGCUGGAUUUCAAAGCAGGGAGAGAAGAGAUGAGAGAGGGAACGACAGGGAUGAAAGAGGAAUAAAGUAGGUAGCUAAAGAAAAAGGGAGCGACAUCGCAAACGAGCCACCGAGGAGGAGACAGACGAGGAAGCAAAGAGGAGGAGGAGGAGGAAUUAAAGGGGAGAAAGGCUGAUUAAUAACACAAGAGAGGAGAGAUAUAAUCACUACGGCAGGCAUGGCAGAUGCGGAGCUGGACUUCCAGACAGGUGAUGCCGGAGCAUCCGCCACCUACCCCAUGCAGUGCUCUGCCCUGCGUAAAAAUGGCUUUGUUGUGCUGAAAGGCCGACCCUGCAAGAUCGUCGAGAUGUCCACCUCCAAGACGGGCAAGCACGGCCACGCUAAGGUCCACCUGGUUGGUAUCGACAUCUUCUCUGGUAAGAAGUAUGAAGAUAUCUGUCCCUCCACCCACAACAUGGACGUCCCCAACAUCAAGAGAAUGGAUUACCAGCUUAUUGGGAUCCAAGAGGGCUACCUGUCCCUGCUCCAGGACAGCGGGGAGGUGAGAGAGGACCUGAGGAUUCCAGAGGGAGACCUGGGCAAAGAGAUAGAGAGCAAGCACGAAGCCGGAGAGGAGAUCCUGAUCACUGUUCUAAAUGCAAUGAAUGAAGAAACUGCAAUUGGUAUCAAAGCCUUGGGUAAAUAAGCUACUGCAGGUAAAUACAGAGCUAACAGCUGUAUCGACAUGCAGCUGCCCUCUCACCCCCUCAACUACCGCCUGACCCAGCCUGCCUGAAGAGGAGUGUGUGUGUGUGUGUGUGUGUGUGUGUGUGGGUGUUACACCACAAGCCACCAGCAUGUGCCAUGCCGGUGCAAGUGUGUGUGUGUGAUGUCAUACAUGUACAGUUUGUUCUUCAUCAUCAUCAUCAUCAUCAUCGGAGGGGAAGGCAACUCCAGUCAACAAGUCUGAGGUUUGAAAGGUAAAAAAGACGUCACUUUAAAAUGUUAUUUACAAUUAUGCAUAUCCACCAUACUGGAAAUAUCCAUGUUAUUUGUAGAAUUACUUUCCCUGUGUAUAUAUUUGUUUAAACCGGACCUAUUAGUCGUCAGCUGAAGUGUAAAGAUUUAUAACUGACGAAAGGUAGCUCAUUUGAUGAUUCAAAAUGUGAAGCCUGUGUGAAGUGAUGGUUACUGAACAGUGUGCCACCGUGGCCUUGCCUCCCCCUUAAUGUAUUGUUUGUCUCAUGUGAACACCAUUACGAGCAUGUGUAUCAUUUCCAUCCAAUAUAAAUGAAAGGUGAACGGUGGUUCAUAUUUAAUUUUCGA
Messenger RNA from Cottoperca gobio, 1432 nucleotides. RefSeq names its product eukaryotic translation initiation factor 5A-1. Lineage: Eukaryota; Metazoa; Chordata; Actinopteri; Perciformes; Bovichtidae. The record is from RefSeq and is a predicted model, not a curated record. Gene Ontology annotation, biological process: positive regulation of translational termination; positive regulation of translational elongation. Gene Ontology annotation, molecular function: RNA binding; ribosome binding; translation elongation factor activity. Bases 345 to 812 code for a protein of 155 amino acids. The transcript is spliced from 5 exons.